Messenger RNA from Lactuca virosa, 3104 nucleotides. The record is from the annotation of a GenBank genome assembly. Lineage: Eukaryota; Viridiplantae; Streptophyta; Magnoliopsida; Asterales; Asteraceae.
GAUCACACGGGUGCGUCGCUCGAAAGGGUAUGUUUUCUUUUUGGCGAAAAGCACAUUUCAUUGAUUAGUGCCACUGUCGUUGUUCGUUUGUUCCUACGAGCGAGGGUAGGAAGACACAGUGAAGGAAAAGAGGGAAAAUGGCGACUCCCCCGAAGCCAUGGAAAGCUGAAUAUGCAAAAUCGGGAAGAUCUUCAUGUAAAACCUGCAAGACUCCUAUUGCCCAAGAAAAACUCCGUCUUGGCAAAAUGGUUCAAGCCACUCAAUUCGACGGUUUCAUGCCCAUGUGGAAUCAUGCUACUUGCAUAUUAAAGAAGGCGAAACAAAUAAAAUCUUGUGAUGAUGUGGAAGGCAUUGAAACACUUCGUUGGGAAGAUCAACAGAAGAUAAGACAGUAUGUUGAAGGUGGUGGCAUUGGGUCCCAAUCCCAAUCCCAAAGUUCAUCUGCUCCUCCUCCUCCUCCUGAUGUUACAAAAUGCACAAUUGAAGCUUCAAAAACUGCUCGUGCUACUUGUAAAAUAUGCAAUGAAAAGAUCAUGACAGGAGAGGUUCGUAUAUCUAGUAAGCCAGAAGGUCAAGGUGCUAGAGGCUUAGCAUGGCAUCAUGCUAAAUGUUUCAUGGACUCUUCUCCAAAUACUCAACUUGAAAAAAUGGUUGGGUGGGAAAGCCUAUCAGAUUCUGAUAAGUCAACCGUUCUUUCAAUGGUCAAGAAGGAGGUUUCAGCCACCAAAAAAGGAAAAGGUGAAGUGAAGGAGGAGAAAGAGACUGUAAAAGGUGGCUCUAAACGUAAAGGAGCCGUUGACCGUGAUCAAAAGUCAAAGAUAGCCAAGACUGAAGAUGACCCUUUGACACCAAAAACAUCAAAAAGCAGCAACAAUUUAGUGGAUCAUAGUCUACUAGAGGCCCAAACAAAAGAAUUAUGGGCUCUUAAAGAUGAUCUUAAAAAACAUGUAACAACUUCAGAGAUGCGUGAAAUGCUGGAAGCUAAUAAUCAAGAUUCAUCUGGACCAGAACAUGAACUGCGUGACCGCUGUGCUGAUGGGAUGCUUUUUGGAGCACUUGAGAAUUGUGCACUUUGUUCUGGGCAUCUUCACUAUUCUGGAGGUAUGUACAAAUGCAGAGGGUUUCUAACCGAAUGGAGCAAGUGUGCUUACUCCACUUCAGAGCCUGAACGUUUCAAAGGAAAGUGGAACAUUCCGGAAGAAACAGACAAUAAGUAUCUGUUGAAGUGGUUCAAGACACAAAAGGUGAAAAAACCUGUUCGGAUAAUGCCUCCACCUUCAGCUAGCACUCCUGGAAAAUCAGCUGGUAAUGGGUCGACUCAGUCAGCCCACAGUGAGAAAUUAGGGGAUCUAAAAGUUUGUAUUUUGGGUGUUCCAUCUAAAACUAUGGAUGAGUGGAAAACAAAAAUCGAGAGUGUGGGUGGAGAACUUCAUGCAAAAAUCAAGAAAGACACAAGCUGCUUGGUGGUAAGUGGAGUACCGGAUAAUCUGAAUGCUGAGAUAAAGAAAGCAAGGAGGAUGAAAGUACCUAUAGUAAGGGAAGAUUAUCUGGUUGACUGCUUUUCAAAACAGAAGAAACUUCGUUUUGAUUUGUAUAAAAUUGAAGCCACUGAAGAGUCAAAAAGCAUGGUGACUGUAAAAGUCAAAGGACGAAGUGCAGUCCAUGAAGCAUCUGGUUUGCAAGAUUCUGGGCAUAUUUUGGAGCAUGGAAAAAGCAUUUAUAACACAACUUUGAGCUUAUCUGACUUAUCAACUGGCAUCAACAGUUAUUAUAUCCUCCAGAUCAUUGAAGAAGAUAAAGGGUCAGGCUGUUAUGUGUUCCGGAAGUGGGGUCGAGUUGGCAAUGAAAAAAUUGGAGGAAAUAAGUUGGAAGAAUUGAGUAAGUCUGAUGCAAUUCAAGAAUUUAAACGAUUGUUUCUUGAAAAGACUGGGAAUUCAUGGGAGGCGUGGGAACAGAAGAAACUUCAGAAGCAACCCGGACGAUUCUACCCCUUGGAAAUUGAUUAUGGGGUGAAUAAAGAUUCACAUCAGAAGAACAAAAUUAAAGAUGCUAAAAGCCAACUUGCUCCUGCUUUAGAGGAGUUGAUGAAGAUGUUGUUUAAUGUGGAAACAUACAAAGCUGCAAUGAUGGAGUUUGAGAUUAACAUGGCGGAGAUGCCACUUGGGAAGCUUAGCAAAAGUAAUAUCCAGAAAGGUUUUGAAGUACUGACAGAGCUUCAGAAUCUGUUGAAAGAGGCAGCUGAUAACCCUCUAAAAGAAAGCUUGAUUGUUGAUGCCAGCAACCGAUUUUUCACAGUCAUUCCUUCUGUUCAUCCACAUGUAAUCAAGGAUGAGGAUGACUUCAAAUUAAAGGUCAAAAUGUUGGAAGCACUUCAGGAUAUUGAAAUAGCUUCAAGGCUAGUAGGGUUUGAUGUGGACAAUGAUGAUUCACUCGAUGAUAAAUAUAAAAAGCUUCAAUGUGAAAUGGUCCCACUCCCUCAUGAUAGUGAAGAUUAUCAGUUAGUUGAGAAGUAUCUCCAAACUACACACGCCCCUACACACACGGAUUGGGCACUUGAACUGGAAGAAGUUUUCACAGUUGAAAGACAAGGGGAGUUUGAUAAGUUUGUUCCAUAUAAAAAUAAACUCAAGAACAAGAUGCUCCUUUGGCAUGGUUCUCGUUUGACAAACUAUGUUGGUAUUUUAAGCCAAGGAUUGCGAAUAGCUCCCCCUGAAGCUCCUGCAACCGGCUACAUGUUUGGAAAAGGGAUUUAUUUUGCUGAUUUGGUGAGCAAAAGUGCUCAAUAUUGUUUUACUGACAAGAAAAAUCCGGUGGGCUUAAUGCUAUUAAGUGAAGUUGCUUUGGGAGAGAUGUAUGAGCUUAAGAAGGCCAAGUAUAUGGACAAACCUCCAAAAGGGAAGGACUCGACUAAAGGACUUGGGAAGAAGAUCCCUAAUGAGUCUGAACACAUUAAGUGGAAGGAUGAUGUUGUUGUGCCAUGUGGAAAGCCGAUAUCAUCAAAUGUUAAGGCAUCCGAGUUGACGUAUAAUGAGUACAUCGUCUACAACACCGAUCAAGUUAAGCUGCAGUUCUUGCUGAAGGUACGGUUUCGUCACAAGAGUUGA